This is a messenger RNA of Grammomys surdaster, 657 nucleotides long. Its product is annotated as oogenesin-1-like. The transcript has 2 exons. The record is from RefSeq and is a predicted model, not a curated record. Gene Ontology annotation, cellular component: cytoplasm. The annotation marks the transcript as partial. NCBI's taxonomy places the organism in Eukaryota, Metazoa, Chordata, Mammalia, Rodentia, Muridae.
AUAAUCGUCUUUAUCCACUGUCUUCAGAAACUCUAUGUUAAUGAUGUCUCUUUUAUAAAAGACAAUCUGCAAGAAUGCCUUAGGUGCCUGAAAAAGCCCUUGGUGUCACUUGGUAUCAGUAACUGUGACCUCUCACAGUCAGACUUGGAUUACCUGCCCUAUUGCCUGAAUAUUUUUGAGCUCAAACACCUGCAGCUUUGUGAUAUAUAUUUAAGUUAUUUACUCCUUGAGCCUCUUGGGUUUCUCCUUGAGAGUGUUAGAGAUACCCUCCAAACCCUGUAAUUGGAGUCAUGUCAUAUAGAGGACUCUCAAUUCAGUGCCCUGCUGUCUGCCCUAAGCCAAUGUUCUCACCUCAUAGAGGUCAAUUUCUAUGAUAAUAAUGUCUCUCUGCCUUUGCUGAAACAACUUCUACACCACACAGCCAAGCUGCGUCAUCUGACCUAUGAGCGGUACCCUGCCCCUCUGGAGUGCUAUGAUGACAAUGAUGUAAUACUCACCUACAGAUUAGAAAAGUUUUGUCCUGAGCUCCUGCAUAUACAUAGGACCGAAAGACGGCCCAAUAGGGUCUCCUUUGAAACAACCCAAUGCUCUAACUGUGGUGGGACCUACAUUUAUGAUCUGGAGAGCCAACGUUGCUUUUUUGUAGAACUACUGUAA